GUUGUUUUCGAUAAAAUGGCCGAGGAGCUCCGACUGUAACGCUGUGUUACAGGUAAUACAGAGAACAUGGCGGUCGAAAUAUCGCUUGAAAACGGCUUAUUCAAAACCUAUGCAUUUUAUGCAUGUUUCUUGCUGAUAAAGAUUUUGUCUAAUAACGUAAUUACCGUUUACUACAGGACUAUUCGAAAGUCCUACAGGGUGCCCGAAGAUUAUGUUAUGGCAAAUGCAAAAGAUACUGGAGGCAGUACCCAUCCCGAUGUUGAACGAGCUGUCAGAAUUCAUGUACACGACAUUGAAAACAUCGUGCCAUUCAUCUUGAUCGGUUUCUUUUACGUCUUGACCGGCCCGACCGUGGCGCUGGCCACUUGGUACUUCCGGUUAUUCACGUGUGCACGCCUCUUGCACACCGCCUCCUACCUGCUUAAGUUGCAGCCGUACCGGACCAUUGGGCACGUGCUGGCCACCGUCAUCAACGUCCUCAUGGCCACGAGCACUCUGUGCUCACUUUUUUGAGUUUUUGGAAAGUCAGUGGCAGUGUAUACAAACGCUACAGUAGAUUAGACACGUUACUGACCUGUUAAAUAAAAUAUCCACCUGUUGUGAAUAAAUCAUAAUGAAAAUGUUAACGAGAAACUAUGUAUGAAUUGGUUAAGUUUGGAGGGAGGAAUCUCAAGAAGAGAUAUUUUCUUCGCCUGACUCCGGAACACUAACCACAUUGAUUGAAAUUGUACGACUUUUUUUAUUUUGGUAUUAAAUAUUUCACUUCA
Messenger RNA from Mya arenaria, 767 nucleotides. RefSeq names its product microsomal glutathione S-transferase 1-like. The transcript has 3 exons. NCBI's taxonomy places the organism in Eukaryota, Metazoa, Mollusca, Bivalvia, Myida, Myidae. Gene Ontology annotation, cellular component: membrane. Bases 67 to 513 code for a protein of 148 amino acids. The record is from RefSeq and is a predicted model, not a curated record.